Messenger RNA from Coffea eugenioides, 1830 nucleotides. RefSeq names its product WD repeat-containing protein WRAP73. Gene Ontology annotation, cellular component: mitotic spindle; microtubule organizing center; MWP complex. NCBI's taxonomy places the organism in Eukaryota, Viridiplantae, Streptophyta, Magnoliopsida, Gentianales, Rubiaceae. Gene Ontology annotation, biological process: protein localization to mitotic spindle pole body; microtubule anchoring at mitotic spindle pole body; mitotic sister chromatid segregation. The transcript has 6 exons. The coding region runs from base 220 to 1599 and encodes 459 amino acids. Gene Ontology annotation, molecular function: protein binding. The record is from RefSeq and is a predicted model, not a curated record.
UUCAUUCUAUUUUCACUCCCCAUAGAAAUGCGCCAGUUUUCAACUGUAGACCCAAACGAAUCCUCAAGAAGUUGCAGAUCCGCUCGCCUACUCGCAUGUCAGCUUUAACUGCUUGCCCAGUUGCCCUAGACCUCUUCUACAAUGCGGGUACUUGUCUAAGUUGGGUAGCUUGCAUACUUGGAUGCUGAAAAUCCCAAAUUUAAAUCAUCUUACCUUCGAAUGGAGUUUACGGAGCCUUACAAGCAGAGCGGGCCGUGUUCUUUCUCGCCCAAUGCUCGGUUUAUUGCUGUCGCAGUCGAUUACCGUCUCGUGAUUCGCGAUGUACUCACACUCAAGGUGGUGCAGCUGUAUUCAUGCUUGGAUAAGAUUACAUACAUUGAAUGGGCUCUGGAUUCUGAGUACAUACUUUGUGGUCUCUACAAGAGACCAAUGAUACAGGCGUGGUCGUUGAUGCAACCUGACUGGACGUGUAAAAUAGACGAGGGGCCUGCUGGUAUUACUUAUGCAAGAUGGAGUCCAGACAGUCGCCACAUACUUACAACAUCCGAAUUUCAGCUCAGGUUGACUGUGUGGUCACUCUUGAACACGGCAUGCAUACAUGUCCAGUGGCCAAAGCAUGGCUCUAAGGGGGUCUCGUUCACCAAAGACGGAAAAUUUGCUGCAGUUUGUACGAGGCGUGAUUGCAAAGAUUAUGUCAAUCUGCUUUCUUGCCAUACGUGGGAGAUAAUUAGUGUCUUUGCUGUUGACACGUUGGAUUUGGCAGAUAUUCAGUGGUCACCUGAUGACAGUGCAAUAGUGAUAUGGGAUUCUUCUUUGGAGUACAAGAUUUUGAUAUAUUCCCCAGACGGGCGUUGUCUUUCCAAAUAUCAAGCAUAUGAAAGUGGACUAGGUGUCAAAAGUGUUGCAUGGUCCCCUUGUAGCCAGUUUCUAGCGGUAGGAAGUUAUGAUCAGAUGCUGAGGGUUUUGAACCACUUGACAUGGAAAGUAUUUGCAGAAUUUACACACCUAUCGACUGUACGUGCACCUUGUUCUGCUGCUGUUUUCAAGGAGGUGGAUGAGCCCUUGCAACUUGAUAUGUCGGAAUUAACAUUAAGUGAUGAUCUUGUGCCUCAAAGUGGUGAUGAUGCUCCUGAAACACGAAUUGAAGUUAGGUAUGAUGUGAUGGAACUGCCAAUCAAUCUACCUUGCCAGAAACCUCCAGCAGAUAAACCAAAUCCCAAGCAAGGAAUCGGUCUCGUAUCAUGGAGCAGUGACAGCCUGUACAUCUGUACUCGCAAUGACAGCAUGCCCACUGUCCUCUGGAUAUGGGAUGUACAGCGUCUUGAGCUUGCUGCCAUCUUAAUCCAAAAAGAGCCUGUUCGAGCAGCUGCCUGGGAUCCAAUAUGCACACGAUUGAUUUUAUGCACAGGCAGCUCCCACUUGUACAUGUGGACACCUUCCGGUGCCUAUUGUAUAAAUGUUCCUCUAACCGAUUUCUCUGUAACUGACCUGAAAUGGAAUUUUGAUGGAAGCUGUCUCCUUCUCAAGGACAAGGAAUUUUUCUGCUGUGCUGCUGUGCCCAUGUUACAAGAAUCCAGUGAUUAUAGUUCAGAUGAUUGAUGACGUUUGGAUUGCCAACUGGGUAGAGUCAUUCUAUGGAUUCGGUGGUACUGCUUGAUAUAUUAUUGUAAAGGUCUGUUCUUGUCUGUAUUAACCGCCCAGAAAUGUGUGCCUUUUUAGUUGAGAAUCAAUGGUAAAUCCAGUAUUACAAUUGAGACUAAAAAGGUUGGAUCUUUUGUAGGAUGAGGAUGUAAAGGCUGAAUACCAGUGGCAUUUACCGUUAUGAUCGAA